CUUUCCCAGCAGCCUGGAGGGUUGAAUUCCUCCAUCUGGGACAGCUCAGCCGUCCUGAGGCGAAUCCGGGGGCCGCUCCUCACUCAGGAGAUGCCAUCGGUGUCCGUGCUGGACUAUGCUCUGCCUCAGAGACCCCCACAAGCUCGAGAGGAAGAGCGAGACCCCUCGGAGCGAGCGUUACCCCGGCGUUCAUCCUCCCCUGUCAUCGGGAGCCCCCCUGUCCGGGCUGUCCCCAUCGGCACCCCUCCCAAGCAGGCAGCUCUGCCCAACUUCAACCAGCAGAUCCUGUGUCCAAAGCCUGUCCACAUCCGAGCUCCCAUGCAGCAGCGCUACCCCGCUCCCUACGGCGAGAGGAUGUCCCCCAACCAGCUCUGCAACGUCCCGAAUUCUUCCCUCUUGGGCCACCCGUUCCCUCACAGCGUCUCUCCUGUCCUCACCCCCCUGCAGAGAGCGCAGCUGCUUGGAGGAGCCCAGGCUGGUCGAAUGUCCCCCAGCCAAUUUGCCCGUGUGUCUGGCCUGGUUGGGAGCCCCCUCCCCUCCGUCAAUCCUAAACUGCUCCAGGGCAGAGUCGGGCAGAUGAUGUCUCCCGCCAGUGGGUUUCGUGCCUUUUUUGGGGCUCCCCCUGCUCCACCUCCCUCACAACCGCAGCACCCGCCGGGCCCUGGAUCCCACCUGCAGAACCUGAGGCCACAACCUCAAAUGUUCCGACCUGACACCACCCACCUACACCCCCAGCACCGUCGGCUCCUGCACCAACGGCAACAACAGAACCGAAACCAGCACCGGAGUCUUAACGGCUCAGUAGGGGAUCGAGGGGGUCACCGGAGCAAUCACCAGGAGCAGAUUCGGAAAGAUCCUUACUCUAAUCUGAUGUUGCAACGGGAAAAGGACUGGGUGUCCAAGAUCCAGAUGAUGCAGCUGCAGAGCACUGAUCCCUACCUGGAUGAUUAUUACUACCAGAAUUACUUCCAGAAGCUGGAGAAAUUAGCAGCAGCAGAGGAAGUCCAGGGUGAUGCUCCUAAGAAGGAACGCACUAAACUCAUCACACCUCAGGUGGCCAAGCUGGAGCACACCUACAAGCCAGUGCAGUUUGAGGGCUCGCUCGGGAAACUCACGGUCUCCAGCGUCAACAACCCCCGGAAGAUGAUCGACGCGGUGGUGACCUCCCGCAGCGAGGAUGACGAGACGAAGGAGAAGCAGGUUCGAGACAAGAGACGCCAGACGCUUGUCACGAUCGAGAAGACAUACAGCCUCCUCCUGGACGUGGAGGACUACGAGAGACGCUACCUCCUGAGCCUGGAAGGCGAGCGGCCGGCCCUGAUGGGAGAGAGGAAGCAGAAGAUCUGUGAUAUGUACGACAAUCUGAGGGGGAAGGCACCUGGGCAGGAGAGGUGA
Molecule: messenger RNA, 1395 nt
Organism: Antrostomus carolinensis (chuck-will's-widow)
Lineage: Eukaryota; Metazoa; Chordata; Aves; Caprimulgiformes; Caprimulgidae
Gene: PATL1
Product: PAT1 homolog 1, processing body mRNA decay factor
Exons: 11
Biological process (GO): deadenylation-dependent decapping of nuclear-transcribed mRNA; P-body assembly
Cellular component (GO): P-body
Molecular function (GO): RNA binding
Source: RefSeq, a predicted model, not a curated record